This is a messenger RNA of Penicillium bovifimosum, 351 nucleotides long. RefSeq lists its product as uncharacterized. The coding region runs from base 1 to 351 and encodes 116 amino acids. NCBI's taxonomy places the organism in Eukaryota, Fungi, Ascomycota, Eurotiomycetes, Eurotiales, Aspergillaceae. The transcript has a single exon. The record is from RefSeq and is a predicted model, not a curated record.
AUGAGAACUCCAGAUCUGUCCUCUUUUGAGCAUAUGAGCUACACCAGCCCGCCGCAGUAUCCUUUGGGGUCCCGUAUCGGAUGUUUUGAGACCGGUUCUGAAAACAACGGCUUCGACGAACCUCCUCCAGCACCACUUGCGCCCUCUUCGACUGUCCCACCCCCGCCUCUCCAAUACCGCACGAUCAAGCCUCGACUCAGUGGACACGGCACAGUGCCGACAACCCCACAGGAAAAUUUGGCGAGCUUGAGCCAGCCCGACUCGACGCAGAUGCCGGCAUCAUCUCUUGUACUAAACCCAGGAGCGAGAGGUUUGAACCGCCAAGUCAUCAGAAACUGCCACAGAUCCUAA